Capsaspora owczarzaki ATCC 30864 is the source of this 1383-nucleotide messenger RNA. RefSeq lists its product as hypothetical. Bases 143 to 1183 code for a protein of 346 amino acids. NCBI's taxonomy places the organism in Eukaryota, Filasterea, Ministeriida, Capsasporidae. The record is from RefSeq and is a predicted model, not a curated record. The transcript has a single exon.
UUGUUUUGGUUGCAGCCAGUCGUCAUUUUUCCUUAUUUGUUGUUGAUCUGAGCGAGUUUGACUCUUCGCCACCCAACUUGACCAACCGCCCAUCAUCGUGACACUUUUUUUUUUUACAGAUUCGUGGUCAACGUUUCAUCCGAUGACCAAUCCCGCCGAACCGGCGCCGCGAGAUGACGCUGCAGAAGCAGAACACGUCCCAGAAGCAUCGAGCUCCUCCUCCUCCUCCUCGCGGCCUCAGCGCCAGUCCGCCGGUCGCAUUACUCGAUUCGAGUUUGAGCCCGCGCCGCGCCAACCGCGGAGAGCGUCCGUCACGAGCUCUGCGGCGGGUCCUGCAAAGCGAUCGCGUGUCGCCAACGACGACCAGCAGCCGACUGCGGACCCUUCAUCCAUGUCUCAGCUGCUUGCUGCUGCCAGUGUCGCGUCCAGCGCACUGCCACACGAGAGCAGUAGCAGCUCGUCUGCCGCCGCUGCUGCUCCUGGUGCGGAGGACUCUGGCGCUGCGGCGGCAUUGCGUCCAGCCACAGCUGCUUGGAGCCAAGCAUACAUCCCAGUCACUGUGCCGGCAAGCUUGAAAUCUCGAGGACACGGAGAGCUUGAAGCAUAUCGAACAAAUCUAGUGGCGUGGCGGGACGCUUGCUGGUCCCAACUGGAUCGGCAAAAGGUGGAUGCGCAGCCGCCCUUGUCCAAGCAGCUGGCCGCUGCGUUUGCCGCGAUGGCUCAAGAGAGCAGGUGGCAAGCAGCGGAAGACCGGGAGCCCGCAGCCGGCCAGUGUGACUAUGCUCAGAUUUACACGUACUUUCAACACCUGGCCGAGCCGCCAUUUUCGGCACGCGUCAACAUGGCCGACAUGCUCGGCCCAGCUGAGAAACAAGUUGUUGAAACACUCUUUCACAUGCUGCUUGACUCUCUUGAGGCUGUGGAUGUGCAUCACCAUCGUCACAUCUUGCGGCAGCGCUAUCACCAGCUUUGCGACCAGCAGCAGCAUGCGGUCAGUAGCAGCGGACCUCAGCUCUCUGCUAGCCCGUCCGUUGCACCUCCGCCCGCACCCGAAGCGUCGGGAAUGGCCUCUGGCGGGACUUUGAUCACUAAUUCGGCGUUACAUGCCCUCAAUCCGUUCCAGCUUGCGGUGUCCAUGCUGAAUCCAUUGGCGACAAACACCCAACAGCCGGCCGCCAGCUGAGUUGCAUCGCUUAUCGUUCCCCCAGACUUCUGGUUUCUUUUUGCUUAUUUGAUUCUCCUGUGCUUGUUCGGGUUGGCGAGGCGGGGUCUUUUUUCCAUCUCGAUUCCGCGACUUUUUUCCCAUUCGCUACUGUACAAUACGCUGCGUUAGUGACACCUCUUUAACUUAUAGUAAUAAUACUGCAUUCAAUUGCUAAUGGA